This is a messenger RNA of Notodromas monacha, 567 nucleotides long. The record is from the annotation of a GenBank genome assembly. Lineage: Eukaryota; Metazoa; Arthropoda; Ostracoda; Podocopida; Cyprididae.
AUGUUUGCCCUCCUAGAUGUUGCGUUCAUAUACACGUUGACGCUUGCUCUUGAGAUUCUCAGGGAAGAACAAGAUGUAGUAAUGCAUUUGCUGAAAAUCGAAGCCGUGAAUGUGGAUAAUUGCAUCAACUUUUAUUUUUUGUGCCUCUGGAGACUGCGAAGUAACCUGGGAUCGAAACUGAUACCUAAGUAUUUUUUGGUGGGUCAAAAUGCUCUUGAGUCCCAAAUGAGGCUCAUGGCAGGAACCUCUUCUGGGACUGAGUUUUUCUGCAUGAUCUCCUUUCGCAUGGUGCCCUCAAAAUUCGGCGGUGUCGUCCGCAGGCACCUGGUACCCUCCAGUGUGACCAUGCGUUGUUGGCCACUGUCCAUUGUUCCUCGUCGUACAGCCGUCCUGACUCCUGAAGGUGCUUAUCAUCCUGAGCCGAAAAAAGUCCGUUUUGGUCUCGCCGCGGUGUUCCUCACGGUGAUUCCCGGACUUUUCCUUGGAGCUAUGAUCAGCAAGACCUUGGCCAGUUUCUUGGAAGAACAGGAUCUGUUCGUGCCGUCUGACGACGACGACGAUGAUUAG